This is a messenger RNA of Rhodamnia argentea, 1073 nucleotides long. Its product is annotated as transcription factor bHLH36-like. Gene Ontology annotation, biological process: regulation of transcription by RNA polymerase II. Lineage: Eukaryota; Viridiplantae; Streptophyta; Magnoliopsida; Myrtales; Myrtaceae. Gene Ontology annotation, cellular component: RNA polymerase II transcription regulator complex. The coding region runs from base 64 to 687 and encodes 207 amino acids. Gene Ontology annotation, molecular function: DNA-binding transcription factor activity, RNA polymerase II-specific; protein dimerization activity; RNA polymerase II transcription regulatory region sequence-specific DNA binding. The transcript is spliced from 3 exons. The record is from RefSeq and is a predicted model, not a curated record.
UGUUCUUCCAACCCCCACCAACAGCUCAAGAUCCCCGAAGAUCUUCUCCUGGGACGCCCUUAUAUGGAAAGUAGUAGCGCCAUUUUUAAAGUGGUGAAGAACCGACGGAAGUUCUCCAUAACUAACUACCACGAGAGGACCGGCGAAGAUGAUGAUCACGGCUGCGAUAGGAAGAAGAAGCAUAGAGAGAUCGAGAGGCAAAGACGGCAAGAGAUGGCUUCGCUUUGCACAAGUCUUAGAUCCAAGCUGCCCCUCGAAUCCAUCAAGGGAAAGCGUUCUAUGUCGGAUCACAUGAACGAGGCUGUGAAUUACAUCAAACACCUGCAGGCGAAGAUCGGAGAGCUGAGCGUCAAGAGAGAUGACCUCAAGAGCAUUCAUAGUUUGACUGCCCUCGGCUCUCCUAGCUCCGAUCUUUCAUGCUCGACCACGUUUAAGGUCAAUUUAAGUACCGAGAGCAUGGAAAUCGUGAUCAGCAGAAGCAUCGGGGAAAAGGAUUUGCUGUUAUCUACAGUACUAGAGCUACUGCUUCAACAAGGAAUUGAUGUUGUCAGCUGUUUUUCCAGUCGAGUCAAUGAUAGGGUAGGCCACACAAUCCACUGCGAGCUGGCUGAUGGGGACGGAAGUUUCGAUUUAACUGAGUUGGAGGGGGAACUCAAGGGGCUGCUCAUUCCGGCGCUGAACCCUUAAUUGCAAUUCGCAAGUAAUCUAACAUAUGACUACCAAGACUGUUGUUAAUACUAGAGAGGAUUUGUGACCCUAAUGGAAGGAUGAGGCCUCCUGCUUGGUUUUAACUCAGUUUCUGAUAUUGGAAGAGGUAUGAGAUUUUGAUUGUAGGCUUGUAGUAGCUUUUGAAAUAUGCAAAAUUGUACCUUCCAUGCAAAAAGAAAACAGAAAGGUAUGGCGAGAACUGAUGAGCUUCGUUGUAGACAGCAAAAAGAAAGAAAUUUCCUAGCUAAUCGGUAUGCACUGCUUGUAAGUUGUGGGUAACUGACAUAUAUAAUAUGCUUGUCUUUGCACAAUCUACCAAGAGUUUCCAUGCUUUCCCAUGCAUUUAAUAGGCCAAGGAGAGAAUG